AAAGGUACCAAGAGGGUGCAAUUUGUCAGGAACUUGAUUAGGGAGGUUGCUGGAUUCGCUCCCUAUGAGAAACGUAUCACUGAGCUUCUUAAGGUUGGAAAGGACAAGCGUGCACUCAAGGUCGCCAAGAGAAAGCUUGGUACUCACAAGAGAGCAAAGAAGAAGAGAGAGGAGAUGUCAAGUGUCCUUAGGAAGAUGAG
Molecule: messenger RNA, 200 nt
Organism: Triticum dicoccoides
Lineage: Eukaryota; Viridiplantae; Streptophyta; Magnoliopsida; Poales; Poaceae
Product: 60S ribosomal protein L36-3-like
Exons: 1
Biological process (GO): translation
Cellular component (GO): ribosome
Molecular function (GO): structural constituent of ribosome
Source: RefSeq, a predicted model, not a curated record